Molecule: messenger RNA, 1662 nt
Organism: Chanos chanos (milkfish)
Lineage: Eukaryota; Metazoa; Chordata; Actinopteri; Gonorynchiformes; Chanidae
Gene: cpne4b
Product: copine IVb
Exons: 15
Coding region: 1-1662 (553 amino acids)
Biological process (GO): cellular response to calcium ion
Cellular component (GO): plasma membrane
Molecular function (GO): calcium-dependent phospholipid binding
Source: RefSeq, a predicted model, not a curated record
AUGAGUAACAUUUAUGAGUCCGCGGCCAACACACUCGGCCUCUUCAGCAGCCCCUGCCUGACCAAGGUGGAGCUGCGUGUGGCGUGUAAAGGCAUCUCAGACAGGGACGCCCUGUCCAAACCCGACCCCUGCGUCGUGCUCAAGAUGCAGUCCCACGGCCAGUGGUUUGAGGUGGACCGUACGGAGGUGAUUCGGAGUAGCAUCGGCCCCGUGUUCUCUAAAGUCUUCACAGUGGACUUCUACUUUGAGGAGGUGCAGCGUCUCCGAUUUGAACUCCACGACAUCAGCAGCAGUCAUAACGGGCUGAAGGAGGCGGACUUUCUGGGAGCAAUGGAGUGUACGCUUGGCCAGAUCGUAUCUCAGCGUAAACUCGCCAAAGCUUUACUGAAACAGGGGAACACAGCAGGAAAGUCCUCUAUCACGGUUACAGCUGAGGAACUUUCUGGAAAUGAUGACUAUGUAGAGCUGGCCUUCAGUGCAAAGAAACUAGAUGAUAAGGACUUUUUCAGCAAAUCAGAUCCGUUUCUAGAAAUCUUCAGAGUGAAUGAUGAUGGAACCUGUUCACUUGUGCACAGGACGGAGACCAUCAUGAACAACCUCAACCCCGUGUGGAAGUCAUUCAAAGUUUCACUGAAUACACUCUGCAGUGGUGACCAUGAACGGGAACUGAGGUGCACAGUUUGGGACUGGGACUCAAAUGGGAAACACGACUUCAUUGGAGAAUUCCAGACAACCUUCAAAGAGAUGAAGACUGCCAUGGAUGGGAAACAGAUCCAGUGGGAAUGCAUAAACCCCAAAUAUCAGAUGAAAAAGAAGAAUUACCGAAACUCUGGAGUGGUGAUUCUGACCCAGUGCAAGAUCAUUAAGAUGCACUCAUUUUUGGACUACAUCAUGGGUGGCUGUCAAAUCCAGUUUACAGUGGCGAUCGAUUUCACUGCCUCAAAUGGAGAUCCCAGAAACAGCUGUUCACUCCACUACAUUCACCCAUAUCAGCCCAAUGAAUACCUGAAAGCCCUGGUGGCUGUGGGGGAGAUCUGCCAGGACUAUGACAGCGACAAGAUGUUUCCUGCGUUUGGUUUUGGAGCACAAAUUCCCCCAGAUUUCAAGGUGUCACAUGACUUUGCUGUCAAUUUUGAUGAAGAAAACCCAGAGUGUGCUGGAAUCCAGGGGGUGGUGGAGGCCUAUCAGAACUGCCUCCCAAAGAUACAGCUGUAUGGCCCAACCAACAUCGCGCCCAUCAUACAGAAAGUGGCCAAUUCUGCCUCUGAGGAGAUGCACACUAAAGAAGCUAUGGAGUACUUCAUCCUGUUGAUUCUGACUGACGGCGUGAUCACCGACAUGGCGGACACACGAGAGGCCAUAGUCCACGCCUCUCACCUGCCCAUGUCUGUCAUCAUCGUGGGCGUGGGCAACGCUGACUUCAGUGACAUGCAGAUGCUGGAUGGAGAUGACGGGAUCCUUCGCUCGCCCAAAGGAGAGCCCGUCCUCCGCGACAUCGUGCAGUUUGUGCCCUUCCGUAAUUUUAAACACGCCUCCCCCGCCGCGCUGGCCAAGAGCGUGUUAGCUGAGGUGCCAAACCAAGUGGUGGAUUAUUACAACAGUAAAGGCAUCAAACCCAAAUGUCUCUCCGACUUUGAAUCUUCCAAAGCCUUUAGCCCCUGA